Molecule: messenger RNA, 1086 nt
Organism: Chaetomium strumarium
Lineage: Eukaryota; Fungi; Ascomycota; Sordariomycetes; Sordariales; Chaetomiaceae
Exons: 3
Coding region: 1-1086 (361 amino acids)
Source: RefSeq, a predicted model, not a curated record
AUGGAACUCACGCCCAUCAAGGUCCGGGGCAGAGGACGUCAAAAGAAGGCUUGGAGACCACCAGAACCAAGACGCAUCAUGGAGAAGCGAAAGCGGAAGCGAACCCAAGAUGGUGCCAUACCCAUGCAUGACGUCGACGGAUUGCCUCGAAAGCGCUGCAAGUCUAAGAAGCCCCCGGCUCCCAUCGAGAACCUGCCCGUCGAGCUUCUCGAGCGCAUCAUCCUCUUGUCUCGGAACCUCAAAUUCCUGUUCAGCAGCCUCCGGAUCGGAAAGCGGUUCUCGCAUCCACAGUUCCUGACCGAGCUGGUGGAAGCAGCCUUUGCUCCGACCUGGGACGAGUUGUUUGCACACCCAGAUACCAACGGCAUGGUGCGGAACAUGACUGUGAACGUGCCGGGAGACCCCGAGUUCCAGACUGAUGUUCUUAACUGCCAAUGGGUCAACGCCGACCUUGUCCUCGACGCUCAGCAAAAAUGGGCCAGAAGGACGAACGGUCUGCAGUGGUUCUCCAAGUUACCUGGAGAUCGAGAGCGCGCUCUCAGCCUUAUGGAAGGUGUAAAGGCACGCUACGAGGAGGAGUGGAAGCGCUUCCAAAUCGGUUGCCUGGACUGCCUCAAGCCUCCUGAAGUCGCUAGGGAACCUGACGUCUGGCGGGCGAUGCUCCGGAUGGUUGACAAGCGUUUCGAUGUCCAUCCCCGGAUCAGGAUUCCGCGUCGUCUCCUGACCGACCCCUGCGGUUGGGACUCGAUGAGAUUGUUGUUCUGGCUUGUCCGUGGGGGAGCUCGCCUGCAGCCCGAGCAUUCCGGCGACUGGGAGUUGACGGAGAAGGGGUUCGACACUGUCAUGGCAAUGGCCAAUCCGCACCUCGGCGUCGUCUACUUGCAACUCUUGUACGACUUGCGCGCCUUCUGCCACUGGCCACCCGGCCAUCUCGAAGAGAAGUUGGAGAUCGCACAAGAGUUGGAGCAAAGGGAAACCGACGGGGACAAGAAGCUCAUGUGGAGUGCUGGCCAGUCCGUCUUGAAAUCCUUCGACGCAACCGCCAUGGAUGGAUUAGACCAAAUCCACAUUACUAGCAUACCAUAG